Messenger RNA from Paraglomus brasilianum, 1113 nucleotides. NCBI's taxonomy places the organism in Eukaryota, Fungi, Glomeromycota, Glomeromycetes, Paraglomerales, Paraglomeraceae. The record is from the annotation of a GenBank genome assembly.
AUGACUCUAGCAGAGAUGGACAGAAAUCCUGUUGAGGAGGUUAAACUGUUUGUGAAUGGAGAGAUGGACAAGAAAGUACCACAACAGUCACAACCAACACCAAGUGAACAGUCCUACAUCAAGAGUAUGUUGCCUGUAGCCUGCUACUGUAGUGCUAGUGUUCUGAUGACUAUUACGAACAAAUAUGUUCUAUCCGGAUAUGAUUUUAAUAUGAACUUUUUCUUACUGACGGUGCAGGCUGCUGUAUGCGUAUUGUUUCUUAAUGUAUUUAAGACAUUCAAGCUUAUUACAUAUCGUAAUGUAGACUAUGAUAUAGCACGGAAAUGGAUAACUGUAGUAAUAUUAUUAAUUUCUAUGAUCUAUAGUGCAACAAAAAGCUUGCAAUUCCUGUCGAUUCCAGUGUACACAAUAUUCAAAAACCUAACUAUAAUACUUAUUGCAUAUGGCGAACUAUUGUGGUGUGGAGGUUCAGUCACGAGGCUGAUGUUAGUGAGCUUUGUCUUAAUGGUAGUGUCUUCUAUAAUUGCUGCAUGGCCAGACAUAGGAAACACGAUGGAGAGUGUAGAGCUAUCCGUUGGUGUCAUCGGAUACGGAUGGAUGCUGUUCAAUUGCUUAUGUUCUGCUGCGUUUGUAUUGACAAUGAGGAAGCGCAUCACCAUAACAAAAUUCAAAGACUUUGAUACCGUCUAUUAUAACAAUUUAAUGUCCGUUCCAUUGUUGAUGACGAUGAGUUUGAUCGUCGAAGACUGGAGUGUUGAGAACCUAGAGAGGAACUUUCCAAAGGAAGUUCGCACUACUAUUAUAUCUGCUAUAGUGUUCUCUGGUGCGUCCGCCUUUGCCAUAUCGUUUACUACUGCAUGGUGCUUACGAACUACUUCGAGUACAACGUACUCUAUGGUGGGCGCAUUGAACAAACUUCCCAUCGCUGCAAGUGGCAUGGUAUUCUUUGGAGAUAAAGUAACAUUUGCAAAUGCUUCGGCAAUUCUAGUUGGAUUCACUGCUGGAAUAAUAUACUCGUAUGCGAAGGCUCAACAACAAUACAAGGAUAUUGAUGAAAACUGUGCUGGCUUCUUAUACGUUAUUUGUAUACCUCUCACUCAGAAAAUGGUUUAA